Messenger RNA from Lolium rigidum, 894 nucleotides. RefSeq names its product probable RNA-binding protein 18. Gene Ontology annotation, molecular function: RNA binding. The record is from RefSeq and is a predicted model, not a curated record. The transcript is spliced from 5 exons. NCBI's taxonomy places the organism in Eukaryota, Viridiplantae, Streptophyta, Magnoliopsida, Poales, Poaceae. The coding region runs from base 180 to 644 and encodes 154 amino acids.
CCGUUCUGAUAAACUGUUCCGCGCCGCCGCAACCCCACCUGCGGCCGCCGGCGGAUUAUUUCGCCGGAGCAACAGCGAUCCGUGCGCGCUCUCACCUCUCCACGCUACCGCAGACGAUCCAUUUUCUAAAAUUGGAGCUGAAUUGAGUACACACGGAUUGAUUUCUUCUUCAAGUGGCAAUGGAUCCGAAGGGUCUUGACACCGAGAAGUCGGCAAGUAGGCUCUAUGUGGGGAAUCUGGAUUUUAGGAUAUCAGAGUCUGACGUUAUCAAGAUGUUCUCCCCCUAUGGCAAGAUUGUAGCUGAGGACUUCCUAUUGCACACACGUGGCCCGAAGCGGGGCGAGCCCCGUGGUUAUGCCUUUGUUCAGUACACUACCAAAGAGGAAGCUCAGUUGGCAAAGGAAAAGAUGAAUGGCAAGUUAGUCCGUGGACGUCCUGUGGCGGUUCACCUGGCAAGUGAUAAGUGUUUCCUAGACUCUGGUAAUUCAGAGAGAGCGCUGAAAGACAAAAAACUGGCUGGCGGCUCAGGAAGCAAAUCCGCACAAACUGAUCGUGCUGCAAAGAUAUCUGCUAUAAAAAACAAGUUGAAGUCUCUAGAGAAUGAGGGAUCUAGCACAAAAAGACCCAAGACUUUAGCUAGAUGACUUGAAAAGUGCCAGCGAACAAUCUGAUAAAAAACUUUGAAGUGAAUUUAGUCAGCGUGUUGUGAACAAUACCCUAUUAUGCUGGUUUCAUUGGUGAUGGUGCUGCAGCUGUAAUACUUAAGCUUUACUAAGUUAGGCAAUCCGUGGUUGUAAAAUUACACAGUUCAUCAGAUUUGUACAACAGUUUGUAGCAAUCACCAAUGUCCAAGUAACAAUUAAGUGGUAAUGGAGAAACCAUUUUCCAAUCCAA